AUGCCUGCUAAGCUCCUUGUGCUUUUCCUCUUAUUAUCAGUUCUCCAAGCCUGCUCCAGGAAAAUUGAAGAUGAUGAAUAUGAAGAUGUAACAUUCAACCAAAAAUGGGUGCUUUCUCCCAAAACACAAGACACAGAUGUCACACUGAUCCUGAACAAGUUGAUGAAAGAAUAUGAUAAGAAACUGAGACCUGAUAUCGGAGUUAAACCUACAGUUAUUGAUGUGGACAUAUAUGUCAACAGCAUCGGACCAGUGUCUUCAAUAAACAUGGAAUACCAAAUAGACAUAUUUUUUGCUCAAACGUGGAUUGACAGUCGUCUCAGGUUUAAUAGCACCAUGAAGAUUUUAACUCUUAACAGCAAUAUGGUUGGAUUAAUAUGGAUUCCAGACACUAUCUUUCGUAACUCCAAAACUGCAGAAGCUCAUUGGAUUACAACUCCAAAUCAACUUCUACGAAUAUGGAACGAUGGGAAAAUUUUGUACACAUUAAGGCUUACCAUCAAUGCUGAAUGUCAACUACAACUGCACAACUUUCCCAUGGAUGAACAUUCGUGCCCACUUAUAUUCUCAUCCUAUGGUUAUCCAAAAGAGGAGAUGGUUUACCGAUGGAGGAAAAACUCAGUAGAAGCAGCAAAUCAGAAAUCAUGGAGGCUUUAUCAAUUUGAUUUUAUGGGCCUCAGGAAUACUAGUGAAAUUGUGCAAACAACAGCAGGUGAUUAUAUUGUCAUGACUGUGUACUUUGAUUUAAGCAGAAGAAUGGGAUACUUCACUAUUCAAACAUAUAUCCCUUGCAUAUUAACAGUUGUGUUAUCCUGGGUAUCAUUCUGGAUAAAAAAAGAUGCCACUCCAGCAAGAACUGCAUUAGGUAUCACCACAGUAUUGACAAUGACAACUUUAAGUACCAUAGCAAGAAAGUCCUUACCAAGAGUUUCAUAUGUCACCGCCAUGGAUCUUUUUGUCACAGUCUGUUUCUUAUUUGUAUUUGCGGCACUGAUGGAGUAUGCAGCACUUAAUUAUUAUUCAAGCUGUAAAAAGCCAAGAUGUAAAAAGAAGAAAAAAUCUAGGGCCCCACUGGUGUGGUUCUUUUUGAUCAGAGCACCAAAUUAUUCUGCACUGGAUAUGAGACCUCCACCAUCAGUCAUCACCUUGAACAAUGCCAUGUACUGGCAAGAAUUUGAAGAAGCGUGUGUCUAUGAGUGUUUAGAUGGCAAAGACUGUCAAAGUUUCUUUUGUUGCUAUGAUGAAUGUAAAUCGGGCUCAUGGAGAAGAGGUCGGAUACAUAUAGACCUUCUAGAAUUGGACACCUACUCCAGAGUGUUUUUUCCAACAUCCUUCUUGUUAUUUAACCUUGUAUACUGGGUUGGAUAUCUCUACCUAUAA
Messenger RNA from Bufo gargarizans (Asiatic toad), 1380 nucleotides. It is a transcript of the gene GABRG3, whose product is annotated as gamma-aminobutyric acid type A receptor subunit gamma3. Gene Ontology annotation, molecular function: transmitter-gated monoatomic ion channel activity involved in regulation of postsynaptic membrane potential; GABA-A receptor activity; GABA-gated chloride ion channel activity. The transcript has 11 exons. Lineage: Eukaryota; Metazoa; Chordata; Amphibia; Anura; Bufonidae. Gene Ontology annotation, cellular component: postsynapse; synapse; neuron projection. Gene Ontology annotation, biological process: synaptic transmission, GABAergic; regulation of postsynaptic membrane potential; monoatomic ion transmembrane transport. The record is from RefSeq and is a predicted model, not a curated record. The coding region runs from base 1 to 1380 and encodes 459 amino acids.